Messenger RNA from Prorocentrum cordatum, 609 nucleotides. NCBI's taxonomy places the organism in Eukaryota, Dinophyceae, Prorocentrales, Prorocentraceae. The record is from the annotation of a GenBank genome assembly.
AGGAGGAGGAGGAGGAGGAGGAGGAGAAGGAGGAGGGGGGGAGAGGCAUCGACCGCGACGCCUACUGCGCUGUCGACCGGCUGUCCAAAUUCGAUCGUCUACAGACGUGUCAUAAACCAAAUGCCGCAUCCAGAAUGCGAAACACUUAUUGCUCAAAACUGCAGGGAAGGACUCGGACUCGGCUUGGGGGACUGCAGCGGUGCGCAAAAAAAAAACUUCCGCAUGGUGGAUCACCUCGGCGUCAAGUGUUCGACAACGGAGCCCUUCGAAUCCAUCGCCUGGCGGCAGGAGCGGACGAUCCCGACAGCCCGAGCGUACACAGCCGCGCCCGGCCGCGCACACCCGUGGCCGGGCCCGCGCGUGCAGCGCAGGCGGAGGCCGCGCGGGCUGGGCACGCAUGCGCUGCUGCGGCGAGCGGGCGGCCAGCGCCCGCGCUGCACGAGCCGAUCUAGAAGGGCGCCCACGGGAGGGCCGCGCCUUGGAAUUCCGGCACCGACGCAGUGCGCGGUCGACGCCGCGCCACCCACGUGGACGGAGGGAAAGAACAUGCAAGGACCACGACCAAGAUCGGCUACACGCAAGAGCGACCCUGGGUAAGACUGGCCUCUG